Messenger RNA from Ilyonectria robusta, 1242 nucleotides. RefSeq lists its product as uncharacterized. Gene Ontology annotation, molecular function: DNA binding. Gene Ontology annotation, biological process: regulation of DNA-templated transcription. The record is from RefSeq and is a predicted model, not a curated record. The transcript has 3 exons. The coding region runs from base 1 to 1242 and encodes 413 amino acids. NCBI's taxonomy places the organism in Eukaryota, Fungi, Ascomycota, Sordariomycetes, Hypocreales, Nectriaceae.
AUGUCUAUGCUUGCUACCGCCAGCCCCUCACCGCACCCGGCUUUCGGUAUGCCCCGGCCAUGGGAAGUGACUCGGUGUCCCGACUACUCCCUGCGGCCGCGAAUGGAAAACGACGGAGUAGCAUUGCCUUCCAUUCGACAGGCUUUCCCCGAACUGCAACUUCAACCUCAACCCCAAGCAGCCGUAGCAAAGCCGGGAUCAACAGUCUCUCAUUCUCCUGCACCACCCAUGAGCGCAACAUCUCCAAAGUAUAUUCACUCGCCUAAUGAAACCAAGAGGAGGAGGUUGUCAAUCGAGGCGGACCAGGAGUACGAGCGAGCCCGCCAGGUCCCCCGCCACUACUACAGCCCCGAGCGAUCUUCAUCGCGACAGAUUUCACCUAGCCUUCCAAUGCAGUCAACGCAAGAGAGCUGGGGAGCACCCUCAAGACCGAGUUCUUUCAUGACCAACGGAGCACUACCGGCGCCAGCUCACCUGGAGAUGAAGGACAGGGCAGACCCUCGAAACUCGCUUCCCAGUCUUCCCCCGCCGCGAACCAUGGAGCGCGAGCCCGCAUCCGCGAGCCGUUUGCCAACACCAGUGGAGAGCUACCGAAGCUCGCAGCAACCUCCUAUACCCCCACACUCGGCUGCUCCUAUCCCAGAGUCCGCUCCGUCACCGUACCGCGAGCCCGGCUACGGUUACUCCUACCACCACCCCACCCGGUACCAGUCAUUGUCUGCUGGUUCCGCCCACUCAUUUGAGCGAACACCGUUCACCGCCGGAGGAUACAACACCCCUUACCCCGAGUAUGGACGAUACGGAGAGAUGGGCCCCAUAUCAUUGACCGGCGACAACAAGCAGCGGAAGCGACGAGGAAACUUGCCCAAGGAGACUACGGACAAGUUGAGAGCCUGGUUCGUGGCGCACCUGCAGCACCCGUACCCAACAGAGGACGAAAAGCAGGACCUCAUGCGGCAAACGGGUCUUCAGAUGAAUCAAAUCUCCAACUGGUUUAUCAACGCCCGACGACGUCAGUUGCCUACCAUGAUCAACAACGCGCGCGCCGAGUCUGACGCCAUGACGGGCGCUCGGGGUGGUGACAUCAAAGUCCUCGCCACCACGGAGCGUGGCGACUUCGAUCACAGCAAGCGGGAGCCGGCCGCAGGGCCCCUGAGUGACGGCGAGGGCGCCACUUACGAUGAGGACCUCGAGGUGAUCAAGCAGCACCGCGGUGCCAACAUGAGCAGGGGCAGCGUCUAG